This is a messenger RNA of Magallana angulata, 862 nucleotides long. RefSeq names its product transmembrane emp24 domain-containing protein 5-like. The transcript is spliced from 4 exons. The record is from RefSeq and is a predicted model, not a curated record. Gene Ontology annotation, biological process: endoplasmic reticulum to Golgi vesicle-mediated transport; intracellular protein transport; Golgi organization. Bases 32 to 748 code for a protein of 238 amino acids. Gene Ontology annotation, cellular component: endoplasmic reticulum; endoplasmic reticulum-Golgi intermediate compartment; COPII-coated ER to Golgi transport vesicle. NCBI's taxonomy places the organism in Eukaryota, Metazoa, Mollusca, Bivalvia, Ostreida, Ostreidae.
UCAAUUCUGUCAGAAAAACCACGUGGAUAAAAUGGCGGCGACCAUAGAUCUCCGAACUUUGGUAAACUUCUUCUGUCUUCUACCGAUUACUUUUCCAGAGAAAUUGGGAGGAAGUUUACCUGACUUUGAAUUCGAUUUUGAUGCCCUUCCGGGAACUCAGCAUGAAUUCAAAAUAGUUGUGAAAGCGGGUAAAGAAGAAUGUUUCGUUCAGAAAGUGGCACAGGGCGCUAACUUGCACAUACAAUUUGAGGUGUUACGGGGAGGAGACAGGUCCAUCAACGUGGUGUUGAUUGAUCCCAACUACCAAGUCAUCCAGCAUCUCCCUUACCAGACGGACGGCAAGAUCGACCACGUGGCCGUCAUGUUCGGUGCUUAUCAAGUUUGUUUCGACAACACUGCCAGUAGGUUUGCUGAGAAGUUAGUCUACAUUUACCUGGUAACAUACGUCCCGGAGGAAUGGUCCAAGUAUCUCCAGGAGAUCCAGAGUGUGAGCGCUUCCGUCCAGAACUUCACGGGUGCGUUAGCAGGAGUGCAGUCCUCGAUAGAGAAGGUCAAAAUCCACCAAUCAGAGAGCCGGAUGAACGUCAUCAUGGACUGGUACCUCCUGACCGGAAACAACAAAUACAUCGUGUACUGGUCCAUCUUUCAAAUAUGUGUUAUCGUCUGUACAGCCGUUUUUCAAAUCUUUUGUUUGAGGAGAUUAUUUAGAGUGCCAAAUAUAACACCGACAUCAAAACCAAGAGCUUGAUAUAUAUAUAUAUAUACUUUUAAAACCAUCAUUCUUUCUACCAUGUUCAAAUCAUUUAGUGCAUUAAUAAAUAUAUGUGUCAUGCGUAUUUAUUUCAAUUUUCAUUAAAAUGAC